AUGUAUACAUCAUCAGAUGAAGAAGAAACUCUUGUAAUGUUAGCAAUGGAGGACGACAAUUCAAGGAAAAGAAGAAAAUGGGUUCAUGAUAUCAAUCUAGAAAGACUGAAAUGUGGGGAAUAUCACACGCUGAUGCCUCAAUUACGAAAAGACGAUAAAAGAUGCUACAUUUAUUUUAGAAUGACAAUAGAUUGUUUCGAUGAACUGUUGCACCUUGUAGAAAAUGAUAUUAGAAAAUCAGACACGAAUUACCGAGAAGCUAUUUCUCCCGAAGAACGGUUGGCCAUAACAUUAAGGUAUCUGGCUACCGGAGAUACAUUUUAUACAAUAGGCCAUAGUUUUAGAGUCGGGUUUUCGACUGUAAGUGCCAUAGUUGUAGAAGUUUGUGAAGCUUUAUGUAGAAAUUUGCAACAUAUUUACUUGCCCGAACCAACUACAGAAAUAUGGAAAAAAUCUGAAGAAGGUUUUAGAAAUACCUGGCGAUUCCCAAAUUGUAUUGGUAGCAUCGAUGGCAAGCAUGUUACUAUCAAGUGUCCAGACAAAACAGGAUCUAAUUAUUGGUGUUAUUUGAAUAAGUUUUCUACAGUAUUAAUGGCUAUUGUUGGCCCAGAUUAUAGAUUCAUUUCAGUUGAUAUUGGCGGUUUUGGUAAAAACAGCGACGGUGGAAUAUUCGAAGCUUCCAACAUGGGCAUCUGUAAUGCAAACCAAUGUCCAUUCGCCCAAUAUAAAAGAUGGGUUAAUCAUACAAAUACAACAGAGAUACUUACAGUAUUUUCUACACAUUACCAGAAGAAGAGGCACGAUGGAAAACUCAUCAACGAAGGCAAAGUUAAAAGGAAAAAGACCGAGAGAAAGAUUUCUAAGAAGUUUGGUGGAUCAAACAAAAACACUGAUCAACCGUGGAAUUCAGGAGGCCGAAUAGAGGGCCCAGAAUAG
Diabrotica virgifera virgifera (western corn rootworm) is the source of this 936-nucleotide messenger RNA. RefSeq lists its product as uncharacterized. Bases 1 to 936 code for a protein of 311 amino acids. Lineage: Eukaryota; Metazoa; Arthropoda; Insecta; Coleoptera; Chrysomelidae. The transcript has 4 exons. The record is from RefSeq and is a predicted model, not a curated record.